Molecule: messenger RNA, 1380 nt
Organism: Thelazia callipaeda (thelaziosis nematode)
Lineage: Eukaryota; Metazoa; Nematoda; Chromadorea; Rhabditida; Thelaziidae
Source: the annotation of a GenBank genome assembly
AUGGCGAGUAAGCCACAAUUAACAUUUGCACGGAUUGUAUCCGGAACCACUGAUAUGAAUGACGAAGCCAGAAAUGUGCCUAUAAAUGCUACAUUAGUAGAAACAAGUGCAGCUACUAGCGGAGCUACUGUUACUGCUAUUGCUACGCCAACAACAACGAUUUCUGCAAACACUGUUACUACAGAUAGGAAAAUUGUUAUUGCAAGGUCAGGUAAUCAUACAAACACAGUUUCUGGAGGAUCCUCAUACCGUACGACAUCUAAUGUUUUAAACUCUGGUAAUAAAAGUGAUAGCUCACAUCAACGGUGUUCUGAAAAUCGGAAAUCAGAUUUUGACGGAAUUAGUUCUCAUGUUCAGCGUCAUGCACAAAUUGGCUCACAUAUUUCGAAUCAGCAUUAUCAAUCAAAGCGGAAUAAACCGCGUCACAAGAAUGAUCGGCCUCGUAAGGAUACUCAGGCUGGUAAGGAAGAAUCCGAAACACGUACUGAGGCACCACGAGAAGUAGUUUUGGGUCCCGCACCAAUUCCAGUUGUGAAUGCAUGGUUCAAGCAAACCAACAUACAGUCAAAGGAUCCCAAGGAAGAAAGUGGUGCUCCGAGUUCGGAUGUGUCUUCGUCAUCAGUAGAUAAAGUCAGUUUAAAGGAAGUUGCAGUAUAUUUAAAAAAUGUGGAAGCUGAUAAAGAUAUUAUUGUUAAGUCGCUGACGCAAGAAAUGUUAACAUCAUUGGACGAAAAUAUUUCGGAUGAAGUGGUUAAGUCUUCUAAUGUGGAUCACGCUGCAAGUCUGGGAGAUCAGCUUGAUGUUAAAUCUACUAAUGUGGAUGAUAAGGCAUGGCCAUCGUUAAAUGAAGCAAUAAAUGAAGAUCAGAAACAGGACGGUUCGGUAAGUAGUACGAGUGUUAAAGUAACUGCUAUUGGCAAUGAAAUGAAGGGUGUCGAAAGCGCUACUAGUAACAUAGAAACGGAAGUUAAACAAGAUAGGGACAAAGAAAAUGAAAGUAAUGGGAGUGUUGGAAAGAGUAAUAGAAGUGGUAAAACGUGGAAAAAACUAGACAUCGAUGUAGAUUAUGCUGGACGUGAAGGACCAGGAAGACGUGGAAACAAUGGACAAUAUAGCAGGAGCGAUUAUUUUUCGAAAUUCAGGAGAGGUCCGAGUGUUGCGAAACAGCAGACAGUCAGAGAGCAAAGCAACCCAUUGCAUGGGGUCAGCAGCAAUUUCAUUCCAUCGAAUGAUAAUGCUUCAAAGGUCACAGCAGUAGGAACACCUGCAUCUUUAAUGGGCUGUGCUCAACCGAUGCCUUACAUUGCACCAACAGCAUUUAUGUAUACUCCUGAAUGUGUUCCUGGCGAUGAAGAAAACGCUGAGGAAGACUAUUGGUAA